CGUGCAAUGCAGCAGUGAAAGCAAUAAUGAAACGGUCACUGUGGAAGCUACAUUACCGCCUGUCAAAAAUACUACGACUGCCCUAAGCAUAACAGAAAUGGUGCGAAACAGCAGUGCAAGCAAUAAUGACACGUUAGCACAGGAAGCUACCACACAGGCGGUGAACAUUACCACGACGGCACUCACCAAAACAGAAAUAGUGCAAAAUGGUAGCGCAACCAAUAAUGAAAUGAACCCAGAGGACGCUACAACACCGGCUGAGAACGCUACCACGACAGCACUCAGUACAACAGAAAUAGUGCAAAAUGGUAGCGCAACCAAUAAUGAAAUGAACCCAGAGGACGCUACAACACCGGCUGAGAACGCUACCACGACAGCACUCAGUACAACAGAAGAAGUACAAAAUUGCAGCGCAAGCAAUAAUGAAACGAUCCAAGAGGACGCUACCACACAGGCUGUGAACAGUACCACGACAGCACUCAACACAACAGGAAUGGUGAAAAACAGCAGCGCAAGCAAUAAUCAAAUGUUCUCAGAGGAAGCUACUACACAGUCUUUGAGCAGCACCAUGAUAGCACUCAUCACAACAGAAAUCGUGCAAAGCAGCAGUGGACGCAAUGAUGAAACCCUCCCUGUGGAUUCUACGCUACCACCUACGACCACCACUACGACUGCAGUCAGCACAACAGAUGCAACAAGCCAAAAUUCUUCCAUGUGCCAGCUUGAGCCUGAUCAUGGACCCUGCAGAGCUAUCCUCACAAGAUGGCACUACAACAACGCUACCGGUAAUUGCGCCGCCUUUUCGUACGGCGGUUGCAAGGGUAACGACAACAACUUUGAGGACUGCACGCAGUGCAUGCUCACUUGCAGCGGUGGCCAAAAUGUAACUGAGAUCUGCGAAGCGUUGGAAAUGCAAGCUGAAAGUGAAGACUCAUGGACAGUCGCAUCUAUUGGAGAAAGUGAAAAUCGGCAAAAUUCUGGGUAUCAAGAUUAUUAUGAGUCUGACGAAGAAAAUUAAUAAAAAACUAGUACUGGUGAACAUC
Messenger RNA from Dermacentor silvarum, 1043 nucleotides. Its product is annotated as trophoblast Kunitz domain protein 1-like. Bases 98 to 1018 code for a protein of 306 amino acids. The transcript is spliced from 9 exons. Gene Ontology annotation, molecular function: serine-type endopeptidase inhibitor activity. The record is from RefSeq and is a predicted model, not a curated record. Lineage: Eukaryota; Metazoa; Arthropoda; Arachnida; Ixodida; Ixodidae.